Molecule: messenger RNA, 1495 nt
Organism: Melanotaenia boesemani (Boeseman's rainbowfish)
Lineage: Eukaryota; Metazoa; Chordata; Actinopteri; Atheriniformes; Melanotaeniidae
Gene: cpm
Product: carboxypeptidase M
Exons: 10
Coding region: 83-1495 (470 amino acids)
Biological process (GO): proteolysis
Cellular component (GO): cell surface
Molecular function (GO): zinc ion binding; metallocarboxypeptidase activity
Source: RefSeq, a predicted model, not a curated record
UUCCACCAGUCAUUCAACCGGUGUUGGCCGGUGUUCGGAGCCGCGAGGAGACGACAGGCAGCGGACAGCUCAUUCUACAGAGAUGCCACCAACCCUCCUCCUCCUCCUCCCCCUUCUCUUCUUCACCUCCAUCUGGACGCUGGAGUUUCGUUACCACAACAACCGUGAGAUUGAGCAGUAUCUCCUCCAGGUCAACACAACUAACCCUGACAUCACAUAUCUGUACAGCAUCGGCAAGUCAGUCAGAGGUCAGCAGCUGUGGGUGUUAGCUCUGGGUGUCAGCCCUCGCCAUCACACCGUCGGCAUCCCAGAGUUCAAAUAUGUGGCGAACAUGCAUGGAAAUGAGGUUCUUGGCCGGGUGUUGCUGCUCCAGUUAAUCGACGACCUGGUGCGAGGGUACCGCAACAAUGAAACAUGGUCAUUGCAGUUACUGAAGAGCACUCGAAUUCACAUCCUACCGACGAUGAACCCCGACGGCUUUGACGACGCAGGCACACACUGCCAGUACAGCCAGGGAAGGUUCAACCACAACGGCAUCGAUCUCAACAGGAACUUUCCCGAUGCUUUCACCAGUCUCCAAAGGAGGCAGCCCCUAAAAGAGGAGAACAGAGAAGCUGAGGUGAGGGCUGUGAUGGGCUGGUUGAGGACUGAGACUUUCGUUCUCUCCGCCAACCUUCACGGAGGAGCUCUGGUGGUCAGUUAUCCCUAUGACAACAGCAACGGAGGCAGCGAGCUGGUGGGCACAGCCAGCAUCACCCCUGAUGACGACGUGUUCGUUCACCUGGCCAAAGCGUACUCCUACAAUCACGCCUCCAUGCAUCACGGGGACGGCUGUGAGGACAGCAGACCCUUCCUGGACGGCAUCACCAACGGAUACCAGUGGUACCCACUGGAAGGUGGGAUGCAGGAUUACAACUACGUGUGGGCGCAGUGUUUGGAGCUAACUCUAGAAAUUUCCUGCUGCAAGUUUCCUCCAUCUAAAGAACUCCCUGCUCUGUGGACGGACAACAGAAAGGCUCUGCUGGUGCUCAUGCAGCAGGUCCACCUGGGGGUGAAAGGUCGUGUGAUUGAUGGAUCGGGCACACCGGUGGAGAAUGCAUUGGUGGAGGUGGAAGGUCGAAGGAAUACGUGUCCUUUCAGAACCAACCAACAUGGAGAAUACUACAGGCUGCUGUUGCCUGGAAACUACGUCUUCACUGUGACGUACCCAGGCCAUGAGGUUCUGACAGAAACUCUCAACAUCCCAUAUGGUCCAGAUAACUACUCCGCCAUGAAACAUGACUUUGUGUUGCGUCGCAUCGUUUCGACAACUGGCCCCGCACCAGCUAACCCAACCCCAGCUAACCUCACCCAAGCUAAUUCCACCCCUACAUGUAACUACACAUUACCGGUUGAACUGGGAUUAGAAGGAGGUGCAGCCAUGACGGAGUCCACAUGGAGGGCCCCAGCUAUGGGGGUCAGCUUAGUGGCCUUGCUGUGUUUGCUAAUAGACUGA